AGGCUAGAAGUCUGAGAUCAAGGUGUUGGCCGAGUGGUGCUCUGUGCAGCUUCUUUUCCUCUUCCAGCUUCUGGUUCUUCCAAAUGACCCAGUCUUUCUUGAGCCUGCUGAAGAAAUGACGCUCUGCAAGUAUUAUGAGAAAAGAUUAUUGGAAUUUUGUUCGGUGUUUAAGCCAGCAAUGCCAAGGUCUGUUGUGGGUACAGCUUGUAUGUAUUUCAAGCGCUUUUAUCUUAAUAACUCAGUAAUGGAAUAUCACCCCCGGAUAAUAAUGCUCACUUGUGCAUUUUUGGCCUGCAAAGUGGAUGAAUUCAAUGUGUCUAGUCCACAGUUUGUUGGAAAUCUGCGGGAGAGUCCUCUUGGACAAGAGAAGGCACUCGAACAGAUUUUGGAAUAUGAACUACUUCUUAUACAGCAACUUAAUUUCCACCUUAUUGUCCACAAUCCUUAUAGACCCUUUGAGGGCUUUCUCAUUGAUUUAAAGACUCGCUAUCCCAUGUUGGAGAAUCCAGAGAUUUUGAGGAAAACAGCUGAUGACUUUCUUAAUAGAGUUGCACUGACGGAUGCUCACCUUUUAUACACACCUUCCCAGAUUGCUCUGACUGCCAUUUUAUCUAGUGCAUCCAGAGCAGGAGUUUCUAUGGAAAGUUAUUUAUCAGAAAGUCUGAUGCUAAAAGAGAACAGAACUUGCUUGUCACAGUUACUAGAUAUAAUGAAAAGCAUGAGGAACUUGGUAAAAAAAUAUGAACCACCCAGACCUGAAGAAGUCGCUGUUCUGAAACAGAAGUUGGAGAGAUGUCACUCUGCUGAGCUUGCACUUAACAUAAUUACGAAAAAGAGGAAAGGUUAUGAAGAUGAUGAUUAUGUCUCAAAGAAAUCCAAACAUGAGGAGGUAUGUUCUCCAAAGGAAGAAUGGACUGACGAUGACCUGGUAGAUUCCCUCUAACCAUCUGAAAUUGAUUUGUCAAUGCUAACUAAUCAACAGAAGGAUGAAGCAUGUCUGGCAUUUAACUUUAAAAAUGAAGUCACUAAGGUUUGAAGUUUGGCGUCAGAGCAUGGUCCACAUUUAUCUCUGAAAAUUUUCCUACCCAGCCCCUUUAAAAAAAUGUUUAGAGGUUUCAUUUCAUCAUUGACCAGCUAAGUUACUCCAAGGCCUACAAAGGUAAAUGUCAAGUUUCCUGUUUCAGCUUAAGAGAUAAUAAGCAUGUCAUUAAAAUUUUAAAAAGCAGUGUCUUUAGGUUUGUGGGGUUUUUUUUUAGAAAUAAAAGGCAGGAGAAGCAGUUCAGAUUGAGAAAUGGCAGGUCAGUAUGGUUAAAACUGAGCUGUGAGUAGUGGGAGAGAACAAAUUGCUGAGCACUAGAAUCUAGACCUUUUUGCAUAUUGUUGAAAUGUUUUCGGAGAUGUCCAUAUAUCCCUUUUAGUCUAUCCUGGAAGGAGACCAAAAUGGCAUACUAUUGUCUAACUAACUAACUGAAAAGCAGAGGGGAAAAGAUGGAAUUGGGUUGACAUCAAGAAAAAGGAGCACCUGGUGUGUUUGUUAGUGUUUUGCUAUCCCUGUUCAACUGUGAUCGCAGCUACUUCAGGGCUAGCUACCUCUAUACAAAUAACAGCAUUUAAUACUUGCAGCUAACUGAGGGUUCACAAUAUUUCUGCAUAGUAUAGUUAUAGUCUUAACACUUUAAUGCUUAAAAUACAGGAAGAAACAAAGUGUUGCUCUUAGAACCUGGGCCUUUAUUUUUUUACUGGGGAAAUGCUUUUCCCAGUACAUCCCUGUCUGGCUCUCCUUGUAUGCGUUCUCUCCCCUGCAGAGUUAUGGGAGGGAAAGAAUUGUUAACAAGUACAUAAUGGAAUCCUUCAAAAGAGACCAUCAGCCAGAAAAAAAUCUCAAGUUUCAUCUCCCUGGGCCUUGCUCUGGUACUAAACUUGAACUGCCCCUCAAAGGAGGAAGAAAAUAAUGAAAUUAAAUGUUUAGCUGUAUUUAGACAGAAGUAAUCAGAUAUUUAUGAUAUCCCUUGGUUUUAUUUUAACUUAACCCUUGUGAAUACUUCACAAAAAUACACAUACAGAAGCAAAUAAAACUAUACAGUCAAACUAAAUAUCCAGCAGAUACAACAAGUAGUCAGAAGGGCAAAGAUGGAUAGUUGUUCAGUGGCUGAUGAAAUUGUUUGCAUAAUUUAAAAAAAUCACCUUGGAAUUAAUGAAUACUUUCAAUGAAAGCAUUCUAGGGUUUUUAAACAUAUAAAAGAAAUCGGUAAUCUAUAAAACGGUUGAAUGGGUAACAUGCGUUGAUCAGUACACAGU
Physeter macrocephalus (sperm whale) is the source of this 2298-nucleotide messenger RNA. RefSeq names its product cyclin H (gene CCNH). The transcript has 10 exons. The coding region runs from base 116 to 943 and encodes 275 amino acids. The record is from RefSeq and is a predicted model, not a curated record. Lineage: Eukaryota; Metazoa; Chordata; Mammalia; Artiodactyla; Physeteridae. Gene Ontology annotation, biological process: regulation of transcription by RNA polymerase II; DNA-templated transcription; regulation of cyclin-dependent protein serine/threonine kinase activity. Gene Ontology annotation, cellular component: nucleus; transcription factor TFIIK complex. Gene Ontology annotation, molecular function: cyclin-dependent protein serine/threonine kinase regulator activity.